Molecule: messenger RNA, 1365 nt
Organism: Choloepus didactylus (southern two-toed sloth)
Lineage: Eukaryota; Metazoa; Chordata; Mammalia; Pilosa; Megalonychidae
Gene: C2H1orf174
Product: chromosome 2 C1orf174 homolog
Exons: 4
Coding region: 108-833 (241 amino acids)
Source: RefSeq, a predicted model, not a curated record
ACGCCGCCCCGCGGGCUCCGGCCCACCAGGUCGCUUGUCGGAGGCGCUGGGCCGGGCUCGGGGUUCUUCGCGGCCCUGGGGCGGCGGCGUGGGCGCCGCUCACACUCAUGAGGAGCCGGAAGCUCGCAGGUGGAGUGCGCUCCUCGGCCCGCCUGAGAGGCAGAAGUUGCUCGGCAGCCGCGUUGGCCUCUGCACAGGAAGCGGACGUCACCAAGUCUGCCAAGACAGUGUGUCUGACUUCCUCAUCACACAGAGCUACUGAGAGGCGAACAUCCAAGAAGUUCAAGUGUGACAAAGAUAGCCUUGUGAAGUCAGAGUUACAGAAACUGGUAACUAAAAGUGAUAGUGCCUCCUUGCCAAAGAUCAUACCUGAGGCCCCUGGUGAAAAUGAGCCUCCAGAAUUUGCUGGAAGCCAAGUAUUGUUUCUGGGAAAUGAAGUUGGUGCCCCCAUGCCACAUGAGGGCGAAGGCCUUCCCCUCAGUCACCACAGAGUUGUGGAUGACAGCUGCUCAACAAAGAUUGGAGACAGCCUGCCCCUGCCAAAUCACAGAGCCAGCGCGGAAGCAUCUGAGAGCAGCUCCACAGUGCAGGAUGAGGCAGCCUCGGAGGUAGAGAAGGUGCAGAAGCCACCACUGCAGAUGGACAACAGCGUCUUUCUAGAUGAUGACAGCAAUCAGCCGAUGCCAGUGAGCCGAUUCUUUGGAAAUGUCGAGCUCAUGCAGGACCUUCCACCAGUGUCUUCAUCUUGUCCUUCGAUGAGCAGACGAGAGUUCAGAAAAAUGCAUUUCAGAGCCAAAGAUGAUGAUGACGACGACGAUGAUGCAGAAAUGUAGAUAAUAAAAUAAAUAAAAUAAUUUCUUUACAUAUUUAGUCAGAUUACAAUUCAACAAUUUAGCAGAUUACAGGAUUCAUAUAAAAUUUAUCUCAAAGAGCUGUUCUUAAUCAAGAACUUGCUCAUAGAAGUGAACAAAUAAUGCAAAACACCAAAUAACCUGUGAUAUGAUCUGAACUGCUGUAACAAUCUUUGAGAUUGUAAAGCUGCUGUCUCCAUGUUCCUGUAUUUUCUUAUAUUUGUAUGUGUGUGUAUAUAUAUAUAUAAAAGGAUGGUUUGAGUCAGCUGAGGGGGGUUGGGAUUAAAUAGUGGAUACAUUUGUAAAGAAAAAUAUUCACUUAAAUAGUUUUAAAUGAAGAUGUAGUUUUGAUAAUACGCAAGUUUAUUUUCCAUUGUCAGAUUUUGAUCAUUCUUGUGAUUAAUUCAAUGCCAGUUCUUAAAGAACUCGACUUUCUCUGUAUAUGAUGCUAAUAUUUACCUUGGAAAUUUUGCAGAAUACAUAUAGGAAAGAAAUAAAAUGUGUUUUAAAAAUA